UGCAUGUGAACUCCUUUUAACAACUACGGAUUAUUAUAUUAACUAAUUAUAGACUAAGAAAUAUAUUAAGGAUAAAGAAGUUGAUUAGUGAUCAAAUAUGGUUGGACCAAAAUAGAGUAGAAUUUUCCACAAAUUAUUUGUCAGUCCUUGUAUUCAAAGAUGUUGACUUGUGGUCCCUAGAAUAGAAAUUAUUGACAAGAGUUUCCACAUGUAAAUCCACUGCAAAGACUUCCAAGUCUACCUCCCCACUAUUAGAUUUUUCAUAUAUUCAGUUUCAUUACCCAAAAAAAUAAAAAAAUAAAAUAAAAGGGCAAAAAAAGAAAAAAGAAAAUUCUCUUGUGGCAAAAAAGAAAACAUUUUUUUUUCUCUCACUAACAAUGAUGUUCUCCUACGCUCUUCUUCAUCUCUUCCUCCUCCUCACCGCCGCCGCCGCCGCCGUGCCUGCGUUCAUCGCCACCGAUUUCAUACUCCUCAACUGCGGAGCCUCGUCAAGCUUGAACGACAGCAGCAGCCGGAUCUGGUCCGGCGACGCCGGCUCGAGAUACGCGCCGCCGAACGCCGACACCGUAUCCUCAGCAUCUAAAGCUUCGAGGAUGCUGCCCUCCGUUGCUCCAGUGCCGUACGAGACGGCGCGUGUCCUUCAAUCUCCCUUCACCUACAGCUUCCCCGUCCUGGAAGGCCGCAAAUUCGUCCGCCUCUACUUCUACCCCGACACCUACUCCGGCGCCGACACGAGUAAUUUCUUCUUCUCCGUCACCGCCAAUUCGUUCACUCUGUGA
Erythranthe guttata (spotted monkey flower) is the source of this 779-nucleotide messenger RNA. NCBI's taxonomy places the organism in Eukaryota, Viridiplantae, Streptophyta, Magnoliopsida, Lamiales, Phrymaceae. The record is from RefSeq and is a predicted model, not a curated record.